Molecule: messenger RNA, 4174 nt
Organism: Camarhynchus parvulus
Lineage: Eukaryota; Metazoa; Chordata; Aves; Passeriformes; Thraupidae
Gene: SFMBT2
Product: Scm like with four mbt domains 2
Exons: 21
Coding region: 171-2852 (893 amino acids)
Biological process (GO): regulation of DNA-templated transcription
Cellular component (GO): nucleus
Molecular function (GO): histone binding; transcription corepressor activity
Source: RefSeq, a predicted model, not a curated record
GCCUGCCGCGGGUGCGGGCGCAGGCACGGCCGGGCUCCGCUCCGCGCAGCACCGCGCAGCGCUCCGCGGGCGGAAAAACGGGCAAAACACCCCCAAAUAAGCCAAACUCGCACAGCUUGUCCUCCUUGCUGCAGGAUGAAUUAGGAAGGCAAAGCCUCUUCCUCUGAGCCAUGGAGACGAGGGCAUCCUUCCUUGCCAGCAUGAGAGAGACCCAGCAGCUCUCCCCAGAGAAGGAUCCCAGCCCAGCCAAUGGUGAUGGGGAGCACUUUGAUUCAGAUGAGGGCUCCAGCAUUGAGGAUGCAGACUUCAACUGGGACGAGUUCCUGGAGGAAACAGGAGCCAGUGCUGCUCCCCACACCUCCUUCAAGCAUGUUGAAAUCAGCCUUCAGAGCAGCUUCCAGCCAGGGAUGAAGCUAGAGGUGGCCAACAAGAGCAGCCCAGACACAUACUGGGUGGCGACCAUCAUCACCACGUGCGGGCAGCUGCUGCUGCUGCGCUACUGCGGCUACGGCGACGACCGCAGGGCUGACUUCUGGUGUGACGUGAUGACAGCAGACCUGCACCCCGUGGGCUGGUGCACACAGAACAACAAGGUCCUGAUGCCCCCAGAGGCAAUCAAGGAGAAAUACAUGGACUGGACAGAGUUUCUCAUCCAGGAUCUGACCGGCGCCAGGACGGCCCCUGCCAAUUUGCUGGAAGGUCCUCUGCGAGGAAAAAACCCUGUAGACCUCAUUACAGUUGAUUCCUUAAUAGAGCUGCAGGAUUCCCAGAAUCCCUUUCAGUACUGGAUAGUUAGUGUGGUUGAAAAUGUUGGAGGAAGAUUACGCCUUCGCUAUGUGGGAUUGGAGGAGACUGAAUCCUAUGACCAGUGGUUGUUUUACUUGGAUUGCAGACUUCGACCAGUCGGUUGGUGUCAAGAGAAUAAAUACAGAAUGGACCCACCUGCAGAUAUCUAUUCUCUGAAGACUAUAACUGAGUGGAAAUGCGCUCUGGAAAAAUCCCUUAAUGAUGCAGCAAAUUUUCCUCUUCCAAUGGAAGUGUUCAAGGACCAUGCUGAUUUGAGAAACCACUUCUUCACUGUGGGGAUGAAGCUGGAGGCAGUGAAUAUGAGGGAGCCAUUUCAUAUCUGUCCUGCAUCAGUGACCAAGGUUUUUAACAAUCAUUAUUUACAAGUGACCAUUGAUGACCUGAGACCUGAACCCAGCAAAAUCUCAAUGCUUUGCCAUGCAGAUUCCUUGGGGAUCUUGCCAAUACAGUGGUGCCUUAAAAAUGGAGUCAAUCUCACACCUCCCAAGGGUUACUCUGGCCAGGACUUUGACUGGGCAGACUACCAGAAGCAGUGUGGAGCUGAGGCAGCACCUCACCUGUGCUUUAGAAAUACAUCCUUCAGCCGUGGCUUCACCAAAAACAUGAAGCUGGAGGCAGUGAACCCCAGGAACCCUGCAGAGAUUUGUGUGGCUUCCAUCACCUCAGUGAAAGGACGGCUGAUGUGGCUGCACCUGGAAGGUUCACAGAUGCCCUCUCCAGAGUACAUUGUUGAUGUGGAGUCCAUGGACAUUUUCCCUGUUGGCUGGUGUGAAGCAAAUGCUUAUAACCUCACCCCACCACACAAAGCUGUUUUGCGAAGGAAGAGGAGAAUUGCAGUUGUGCAGCCAGAAAAACAGUUACCAUCCACAGUGCCUGUUGAGAAAAUACCUCAUGACCUCUGCCCAGUUCCUCAGCUAGACACAACAGGCACCAUCAAUGGGAGGUACUGCUGCCCCCAGCUCUACAUCAACCACCGCUGCUUCUCAGGUCCAUACUUAAACAAAGGCAGGAUUGCAGAGCUACCUCAGUCUGUGGGGCCUGGCAAGUGUGUGCUGGUCCUCAAGGAGGUUCUCAGCAUGGUGAUCAAUGCAGCUUACAAGCCAGGGAGUGUUUUACGAGAACUGCAGCUUGUGGAAGACCCUCAGUGGAAUUUCCAGGAGGAAACACUUAAAGCCAAGUACAGGGGGAAGACGUACAGGGCGACCGUGAAGAUCGUGCGCACGUCGGACCAGGUGGCAGAUUUCUGCAGGAGGGUCUGUGCCAAGCUCGAGUGCUGCCCCAACCUCUUCAGCCCUGUGCUGGUGGCUGAAGUCUGCCCCGAGAACUGCUCCAUCCACACCAAAACCAAGUACACUUAUUAUUAUGGGAAGAGGAAAAAAAUCAUUAAGCCACCAAUUGGGGAAAAUAACAACAUGAAAAGUGGCCAUGUCAAGCCAGCCAGACGCAGAAAGAGGCGGAAAUCCAUCUUUGUGCAGAAGAAAAGGAGAUCAUCAGCUGUGGAUUCCAAUGCUGCAGGCUCUGCAGAGGAGAGCGAGGAGGACGAGGCGGACGCGAUGGAGGACGAGACGGGCAGCGAGGAGACGAGCUCAGAGCUGCGCGAUGACCAGACGGACACGUCCUCGGCCGAGGUGCCCUCUGCCCGGCCCCGCAGAGCCGUCACCCUGCGCGCCAGCACCGAGCCGGACAGGCCCCCUGCCCCCGAGAGAGCCCGCCGCAGCCGCAGGACCCAGCCCCACUCCUGCAGCGAGGCGGACAAGGGCACGCCAGCCAAGGAGGAAGUUAAGCAAGAAGAGGAAGAGAAGCUCGUUCUGGACAGUAACCCACUGGAGUGGACUGUGACUGAUGUCGUGAGGUUUAUUAAACUCACCGACUGUGCACCCCUUGCCAAAAUAUUUCAGGAGCAGGACAUCGAUGGCCAGGCCCUCCUGUUGCUGACUCUGCCCACGGUGCAGGAGUGCAUGGAGCUGAAGCUGGGCCCAGCCAUCAAACUGUGCCACCAGAUCGAGAGAGUAAAAGUUGCUUUCUAUGCACAAUAUGCCAACUGACUGCACUUCUGCAUUCCUUCCUCUCCUCCUCCUUGCUCCCCGUCUUUUUUACCAUUUCAGCUUGUUCAAGGGGUUUUCUUCCCCCGUAUCCUUUUCUUUUCUGGGAACAAGUGGAAUUGGAAGCACUGGGAGUAAUCCGUAGGGGAAAAAAAACAAACACAAGAAGAAACGAGCUACAAAUGGAACUAACUUUUCUGUACUUGUAAAGCACAUGGCAAGACUGCUGGCAUCUCGUCAUGAGCCUCUCCAACCCAUUGCCCAGUGGUGCAAGGCCAGCAUGGAUCAGGUGAUUUGUCACCAAACCAAACCUACCAGUGGCAGACACAUUCCCAAGGAGAAGGGUCAGACAUUUCCAGGUGGUCAUGGUUUGUCUAGGACAAUUUCUGGACAUGAACAUUUCUUUCAGACAGCUCUGGCACUCUUCUUUCAUAUUGAAAUGUAAGUCAUUAUUUGUAGGAUUACCUGGGGUUUAACUGCAAGUUUGAUCUUGGUGAUCUUGCAGUGAUUUUUUUUUCCUUCCACCUCUCUGGUUUUACAAAAGGAAAAAGUGUUACACCAGGCAUAUAAUGGUUAUUCCUGACUGAAUUUUGAAAGGGGACUCAACCCAUGGUCUCUGUGAUACCAGACAAAAUUGCAGUGGACUGACAGGGGUGACACAAGACCUGGUGGGGCAGCAGCACACCCUGAGCCAUGCUGGCUCUGCACAAUCAGCUGAAUAUGUCUGUGAUGGGAUCUGUACAGUGCUCCAUUCUUUACAGGAACAUGAAGGCUUUCAUAGUCAAAAUCUUAACUCCAAGUCAAUUUAAAGGCCUGUCUUUGAGCCAUAAGGUGACAGCAGACUGGGAUCAGGGACUCCUGCUGACCCCUGUGCUCAGAAGAGCCUACUGACCAACACCAGGCUGCAGCUGCUGCAUUCUCCUUCACUGGUUUCCUUCUUAAAUUCUUUGGAGAAGAGGGAGGACCUUCAGAUAGAAAUACAUCCAGAUCUUGCCCAGAGGGUGUUUUAGGCAAGAAGCAUUGACUCUGCCAUGCAUCACUUGGGAAUUCCUGGCUUACCUUUCAGCAAGUUUCCUGAUUUGUCCCUGAGGAAUGGGAUUGGUGCAACUGCUGCAGGCUGGACCAGGUGCUGAGACUUCAUCAGAAAUGUUCUUACAUGGGAGAUGAACAGGACUGGAUCUGUUCUCAGCUGUUGCUUUGUUCUGAUGGUCUUCUUCACGUUUUAAUUGUUUCAAGGCAGUAUUAGUUGCCUCUGCAUCAAAUGCUGGGGUUUUGUUCUUCAGAAAUCCAGAAACAGGGUUCUGUAGUGGGGCAGAUGUUAAAAA